Molecule: messenger RNA, 1108 nt
Organism: Radiomyces spectabilis
Lineage: Eukaryota; Fungi; Mucoromycota; Mucoromycetes; Mucorales; Radiomycetaceae
Exons: 1
Coding region: 322-933 (203 amino acids)
Source: RefSeq, a predicted model, not a curated record
GCUGGUCAACAGCCCUGUCACCCGCGAUGAUUGCUUCAUUCCGGAUUUGCACUUCGUUGUGAAUCAGCAGAGGCUUUUCAAAUUGAUACCGAUCCCGACAUUUACCCGCAAAUAUAUUACGAUCACGGAGCCAAUCUUGCGACAAAUGUUGAGGUCCAUCGGCGAAAUCACCAGAGGAACGGCCGACUGUUUUGAAUACGCUUUCGAUUUGUCGAAGGUUCGGGGGGGACGGUAAGUUUGCAAACGGGUUGCUGCUCUCUGUUGCUGAGUGAUUCACUGGUUAUCGUCGUCUUUAGUGGCACCAAUUUUGCUGACAUAGUCAUGACCGAUGGCUACGGCUGUAGUGUGUCCUUCUUCCGGGCGAAGGGAUCGGCACAGGUGUUGGCUGAUCUGGAAGCAGCCGAUUUCGCCGAUUGGGAACGUCCCUACCUUCGCAUAUGGGGCGCAGAUCCCGGAGUGACGGACGUGUUUGUUGCUUCGGAUGGCGGUGAGUUUCUUCCCAACGAAGAAAACGCCCUUCAACGUUCUCGGCCGCAUGAGGUACGACAAUUUUCCACGGUCGAGUUCUACACAAAGGCGCAAUACAAGCAUUCGACGAUCUGCGUGCAGAACUGGAAAAUGCGUUCCCAGGUGUUGGACGUGGAGCAGAACAUUGUUACCUCGAAAGCCAUAAACUUACGUUCAGCUCGCUUAUUUAUUACCGGUAUGCUUGCAAGCAUGGAGCGUCUUCUCACCUUUUACGACCAAAGGUUCACCAAGCUCCGGUUCCGACGUUUUGUAAAGAACCAACAAACAUUAAGUGAACUCGCCAACGUGUUCAUCACUGGCGGACAAAAAUACGAUCAGAUCACUGCAGAGCAAAAAUCGCGUCAAAUAGCGGAACACCAACGACGAUCGCAGUCUUCUUCAAUGGAAAAUGUCCAAACCGAGUAAGCCGCGCAGUAAACUUUUAAAUCAAAUGGCCAAUAUUGAUUAAGAAUUUGCGUACUAGAAAAUGGCGAAAAAAGCCUAUAACGAAUGAUUGGAAACUUCCUGUUGUUGGACUCGGAAAUGCUGCGUUCCCUGUGACCAUGAAAGGCAAGAUCAGCGGUUUGUCUGGGAAGUUGUC